Messenger RNA from Coniosporium apollinis CBS 100218, 1506 nucleotides. RefSeq lists its product as uncharacterized. Gene Ontology annotation, molecular function: zinc ion binding; DNA-binding transcription factor activity, RNA polymerase II-specific. The coding region runs from base 1 to 1506 and encodes 501 amino acids. The record is from RefSeq and is a predicted model, not a curated record. Gene Ontology annotation, biological process: regulation of DNA-templated transcription. The transcript is spliced from 2 exons. Lineage: Eukaryota; Fungi; Ascomycota; Dothideomycetes.
AUGGUCCAUCCUGGAAAGCCAAGUAGAGGCUGUGAUGUCUGUCGCAAGCGUCGUAUCAAGUGUGAUGAAGCCAUACCCAGUUGCUCAUAUUGCUUGAAGAAGCAAGUUGUAUGUCCUGGCUACAAGUCUCAAUUUGACAUUGCGUGGAGAGACCAAAACCUCGUGGCAGAGAAGAGCGUACGACGCCGAAAAGCUGCCACCGAGAAGGCCGAUCGUGAACGGACAGCAGGAAAGCAAUUAGCGAAGCUCCCUUCGCCGAGUGUUCCCAGAGUCCCAUCAGCAGACUAUGAGGGCUAUGCUGUCAGCUUUUUUCUCUCAUCAUACGUCCUCCUGCCAAAGGAUCUGGAGGUCCGACGAGGUUUUUUGGAUUGCCUAUACCCAGUCUGGGUACAAGCAGACUCCACGUCACCAUUGAGGCCAGCUGUUGCCGCGGUGGCUUCAUACCUGCUCGAGGCGUGGUCGCAACUGAAACCAGAUCUACCUCUGUCACUCUCCCGGUCACGGUACCUGAAAGGCGUUGCAGCCUUAAGGAAGAGUCUGCAAAGCACCGAAGACGUGGGCGAUGAUGUUCUCAUGGCAUCCCUCAUGUUGGACAUGUACGAGCAGCUACGGUCAUUCUUCAUGCUGAAACCUAACGACAGCCCUCACGCAAGCGGAACUACGGCAUUGGUCGAAUACCGGAGACGACUGCCGUUCGCCAGCGAGACGUCUCAAAGAGUCCUACUCGGAGCUCGCAACCAAAUCGUGGGAAGGGCACUGAGCAACACGGAACCUGUACCAUCAAAUGUUUCCACAUGGGCCGACAUGACCCAGGAUGUCCCCAAGACGGCGGCAUACCGACUUGACGACCUCAACGUCGAGGUAGCAAAUUUUCAGGCCUUGGCCUCGCGACUCAACUCAGACACCACAGUCGAGGAUCUUUCAGCCUUGGACAUUUUGGAGAAGGCUAUCGAGCUUGACCAGCGAUUGUUAGCCUGGACAAGUACUGUUCCCGAUGACUGGGCUCCCAUCCGCGUCUCUGGUCCCGCGUGCAUCCCACAGAGCGUGCGCGACGCGGGACUCUACCAAGACCAUUGCGACAUCUACAAGAGCAUCUUCAUCGCCUACACGUUCAACGCACAACGCUGCUCGCGCAUCAAACUUCAGCUGACGAUCCUCGCCUGCCUCCAGCAUCUCAACAGCGGCAAUUUCGACAUAGCAUCGCUGACAACAUUGGAGAUUAUUCAAGAGCUGGUGGACACCAUGUGUGCCAGUAUACCAUACUAUCUAGGAGAUAGAAUGAUGAUCGCCCGCAUCGAUGACAGGACAUUGCAAUAUCCGCACGUUGCAGGGCUCUCAGUCCCUGACGAUCACCAUGUAGGAGCAGCUGCGUACGGGGGUUGGUUCCUUGUUACACAGCUUUCGGAGCUUCUCUCACCAAAAGUGCCUUUGAGACUCGGGCAGCGGCAAUGGAUUGCAGGCCAGAUGCAGCGGGUUUUGCAGCUUUAUGCCAUACAGCAGACAUAG